This is a messenger RNA of Rattus norvegicus (Norway rat), 5535 nucleotides long. It is a transcript of the gene Mtarc1, whose product is annotated as mitochondrial amidoxime reducing component 1. Gene Ontology annotation, molecular function: nitrite reductase (NO-forming) activity; oxidoreductase activity, acting on other nitrogenous compounds as donors; molybdenum ion binding. Gene Ontology annotation, cellular component: nitric-oxide synthase complex; mitochondrion. Gene Ontology annotation, biological process: nitrate metabolic process; cellular detoxification of nitrogen compound; nitric oxide biosynthetic process. The record is from RefSeq and is a predicted model, not a curated record. NCBI's taxonomy places the organism in Eukaryota, Metazoa, Chordata, Mammalia, Rodentia, Muridae.
CCUAGGCCGAGUGAAGAUGCUCAGCUUGGAUUGGAGGGGAAGGGUCAGGAGUUGCUGGCCUUUGGGCUGAGGUCCAGGCCCCAGCCGCCGGCCACAGUAGCUCUUGGUCCAGUUGGCGCCCGAGGUGUAUCAGCGCUCCCCCGCCCGCUCCAGCCAUGAGUGCCCGCACCUGGGCGCUGGCCCUCCUCGGCUUCUCUGCGACCCGGGUGUCCCGGCAGCCAGGGUCCACCUGGGUCUGUGUCGCCGCGCUGGGACUGGCCGCGGUGACGCUGGGGACCGUGGCCUGGCGUCGCGCGCGUCCCCGGCGGCGCCGGCGGCUGCAGCAAGUGGGAACGGUGGCACAACUCUGGAUCUACCCGAUCAAGUCCUGCAAGGGGGUGUCGGUGACCGAGGCGGAGUGCACUGCCAUGGGGCUGCGCUGCGGCCACCUGCGCGACAGGUUUUGGCUCGUGGUCAAUGAAGAGGGGAACAUGGUCACUGCCCGGCAGGAACCUCGAUUGGUCCAGAUUUCUCUGACCUGUGAGGACGACAACUUGACACUCAGUGCAGCCUACACAAAGGACCUGCUGCUGCCUAUCACACCGCCUGCCACAAACCCCCUUCUCCAGUGCAGAGUGCAUGGCCUGGAGGUGCAGGGCAGGGAUUGUGGCGAGGAUGCUGCUCAGUGGAUCAGCGGCUUCUUGAAGACGCAGCGCUGUCGCCUGGUGCACUUCGAGCCCCACAUGCACCCCAGGAGUUCUCAGAAAAUGAGGGCUUCAUUCCGGCCCACGGACCAGGUGGCCUAUGCAGAUGCAAGUCCAUUCUUGGUGCUCUCUGAGGCGUCCUUGGAAGACCUCAACUCUAGGCUGGAGAGAAGAGUGAAAGCAGCGAACUUCAGGCCUAACAUCGUCAUCUCAGGAUGUGGCAUCUAUGCUGAGGAUUCUUGGAACGAGGUUCUCAUUGGAGACGUGGAACUGAAACGGGUGAUGCCUUGCACCCGGUGCCUUUUAACAACGGUGGAUCCGGACACUGGCAUCAUGGACAAAAAGGAGCCUCUGGAAACACUGAAGAGCUACUGCGGAUCUGAGCCCGGAUGACUCAUUUUCGAGGCAUCCCUGUCGUCUGGAUGCCAUAACAUUGGAGGAAUGAUGAUGGUUUCUUGGAGGUUCUUCUGUGGCCGGCGUAGCCAAGUCGAAGACUGUAAUGGUUUGUUAUGAUGACCUUUGCUAUUCCAUUAGGCUCAAUUGCUUUAAAAAAUGAUGUGCAUGUACUUUAAAAACAUUUUUACCCUUUACGUUGACCUGACAUCAUAGUUUAUAUUAGCAAAUGUAUUAAUGACAGAGGAGUGUUUUCAUGUCCCAAGGACAAGUUUUAACAACCAUAAUCUGCCCUCAGUCAUCAUAAAUAUAAAUGUAUUGGUCAAACAGACCUCGUUAAUGUGGCCAAGAUAAAUGCAAGUCUAUAUUUUAAGGCAGUAGAGGCAGUGGAAGCCCUAGAGGAUACUCGGAGCUUUUUGUGGGGCUGUGAGUUUCUGUAGACGUGUUAUCUCAGGAUGAGAAAAUUAACAUGUUUCCCUGCUCUGGUUCUGCAUCAGACAGAUAUAAAUGUCUUGAGGACAUCAAGCGAGAUUGCUCACAUAGUUUCUGGACACCGUUAAUGCCUGGUGGGGUGAAUCUUAGUUCUUAAAGCUGUCUCCUUGUUCUAAUCACAGGGCUUUUAGAGAAUAAGAAGAGACCCCAAGUGCUGGCAGUGUGCUACCCCACUGACACGUCUCUGAAUUAUAUUGUGUCGUAGCUUUUUAAUUAUAUCACCCUCCCCGCUCUCCAGUAUCUCCUUCCCUUUGAGACAGGACCUUCUGUGGAUGUGUGCCUGACAUCUUACCUCACACUGGUUGGUAAACCGCAUGUCAGGCAGACAGUGUUCCAGGCAUCAUCUGUAGGCAGGAUGGGAGGGACACUCUGUUUCUCUCUUUGUUACAGCACACUCACAAGUGCUGGGCUUUCUUAGCAAUGCCUGUGUUCUGAGCUUCUUGGGGACAAAAUGGAGAGCCUUUUAAUGGUAUUUUGUUUUGAACCGUGAAAACUGCUCAGAGUGGGAAUGUCUCAGGGCCCCUUCCAGAGAAGACUGUUUAUAGGCAAGUCUGUCUCUCUCCGAUAUGAUCAACUUGGUGCCAUCACUAAGUUCUCCUUGGGUUGUGGUUACCUAACAAUGAGUGAUGGGUAGACACCCCAGAGACAGAUGUUGGCUUUUUUCCCUUGUAGAACAAUCUUCUAGAAUGCAUUUGUUUAACUGAAUUUGCUAUAUUUUUUGAUGGUUCAGAGAUUGAGGCCUAUACAAUAUUUUCGUAGCAGAGUUUUUUAUAAUGCUUGAGAGACAGAGACAAUUCAAGGACUCAUGGACAGAUGGACAAGCACGGACAGACGGGUAAGCAAACACAGGCGAGCAGUAGGAUAUUAUAUUCAGCCUUAACAUUUAGCAACGCCCUGCAUGUACUCAACUCAGAAUGAACCUGAAGAACAUGAGACUACCAGAAAGAAACCAGUCACAUGGCAUACAUAUCGCACAGUUCCACUUCUGUGGGUACCUCGUAGUCAAACUCAGACCCAGGGAGAAGGGAGGCUUGGGAUGGAGAGAGCAGGGGAAGGUAACUGGGAUGCUGCUAUCUAGGGGGUUUAGAGCUUCAUUCUUACACGUCGAAGGGGGAUCCAGUGAGCUAUUGUACAGCAGCGAGGAAUGGUUCCCGUGGCAAACAUUGUGCUCUGUGCGCUUUGCUGAGAUUUAAACAUUCAAGAAAAAGAGAGGAGUAGGAGAAGGAGGAGGAGGAAGAGGAAAAAGGAGGAAGAGGAAGAAGAGGAAGAAGAAGAGAAGAGGAGGAAGAGGAGGAAAAGGAGGAGGAGGAGAGGGAGGGGGAGGAGGAGGAGGAGGAGGAGAGGGAGGAGGGGGAGAAGAGCCAAGCCCCGAGUAGCUUGCAGGUGAAUUUAAACUCUAAGGCUCCCCUCAAGAAACACUGUAGAGUCCAACUAUGGGAAGGAUCCCACCCUCCCAGGCCCUUGAAUGAGUCUUCUCCCAGACACUCAGACUAAAGCAAAUGAACUUGAGACACUAUCUUUGAGCAACACCUCCACUGAAACUGAGGUAAUUAACCGAAGCUCUUCAGUUCUCGCCUCUGAACUGUGGUUCAUACGAACACGAGACUCCUUGGAGUGAAUGUUGGUGGGGUUUACAUUCAGGUCUAGAGUGACUUUUUUUUUCUUUUUUGGCAUUUUACUGUCAGGCCACAUUUAUGAUUCAACUUGAUUGUCGCAUUCAGCCCUGGUAGGUUAUGUUGGCCAAUGUGGAUGGAGAUAAUGUGAGAUGGGGGACAGAUGAAAGAGGAUACUUCUCCAUGACAGGAGGACUAUUUGGUACUGACCCAUCUGAGGGCCCCACAGGCAGAAGCCCUGCCUAGAGGAGCUGUAUUAGAGAUCAGGGCUGGUUCCCUGUAAGGACCUCUCUAAUGCUUGGUUAAUUAUAUGUGUAAUGGAUUCUAAGAAUACAAAGUUGAGUGAUUUUUUUUUUAAAAAAACUUCCAUUUUGUUAACUAUUAUCUCUCUCUCUCUCUCUCUCUCUCUCUCUCUCUCUGUGUGUGUGUGUGUGUGUGUGUGUGUGUGUGUGUCAGGGAGGUGUGUGUGUCAGAAGUCAGAGAGUGGUUUUGUGGACUUUUUUGUUUCCUUCCACUUUUUUUUUCUUUUUUUUUUUCUUUUUCUUUUUUCUCUUUUUCGGAGCUGGGGACCGAACCCAGGGCCUUGUGCUUGCUAGGCAAGCGCUCUACCACUGAGCUAAAUCCCCAACCCCGUUUCCUUCCACUUUUACACAGGUUCUGAAGAUAGAACUCAGGUCAUCAGCCUUGCACAAUGUAACAAUGUAAAUUUAUUACAUCCCUGUUGCUGUAAUAAAGCACUCUGAUGAAAAUCAGCAGGGGAGGAAAGGGUUUGCUUGGUUUACAGGUUUACAGGUCAUUGUCAAGGGAAGCCAGUGUGGGAACCUGAAGGCUGGUCCUGAAGCAGAAGGUUUGGAGGAACACUGCUAACAGGCAGGAGCAACCACCACAUGCCUUGCUCAACCUUCUUUCUAUACCACCCAGGACCACCUGCCUAGGGGUGGUGCCGCCCACAGUGGACUGGGCCUCCUACAUCAAUCAACCAAGACAAUACAACACAGAUGGCCUACAGACUCAUUGAAUUGACCAAUUCUUCAAUUGUGGUUCCUUCUUCCUAGAUAACUCUAAUGUGUCAAAUUGACCAAAACAAAACAAAACGAAACAAAAAACACAACAAACAAACAAACAAACAAACAAAACCAAGCAAAAAAUUAGCACAGACAGCAAGUACCUUUACCCUCUGAGCCACCUUGAUGGCCUCUGAAAUGGAGAGAUUUGGGGCAGAGGUGGUGCCUGUCUACAAGCAGCUCCAGAAUCAUCAAUAUUUAUCCCUGUGGUGCCUUAGUCUUGGUCCCUCUUUGUGACCUCCUGUUCUGUCAUCUGUGGAAGAGAUUGGUAAAGUCGGGAGUGGCUAAGUCAGCCUCUUCUCUUUCUCCUCCCUAUUCUUUCUGGACUCUGCCCACUUACAAGGUCACUGGGGCCUCUGGUGACCUUGGCUGAGAAGACCCCACCCCAACUGGAAGGGGACCACAGUUCUCUACUGUUGCCUGAGGCUGGCAGGAUGAAGCUCACAGUGGGAUUUGGUAUCAGAAAUUCCAUUGUUUUGGGCUUUCUAAACCACAUCUUUAGCCUCCUUUCCUCCCUCCUUCCCUCCUUCUCCUCCACCUCCAUCCCUCUUCCUUUCUUCCUUUUCUCCUCUUCCUUUUCUUCCUUUUCUCUGUCUCUUUUUACAAUGCUGGGGUUUGAAGCUGGGUCUCUAGUACACACUGAGCCGCACCCCCACCCCAGGUGGGGCUAAUAUUAGUGAGAAGCGGGUAGUUUGAUCUCAAUGGAACAGAAUGAAACCGGCAAACAAACAAACACAAAAACAAAAAACAAAAAAUAAAAAACAAAAAAAACAAAACAAGUCCCAGCAAGCCCCCAUGGGUCUACAGUACUGUCAUGGUUUGCAGGAGAAAUGACUGCGUAAGAGGAGGUUUGUGGGAGGUGUGUCCUCGCUGAAGGACCAUGUCACUGAGGGUGGGCUUUGAGAUUAUAUGGUCUUAUCCUACUUUCACUCAGACCAUUCUGCCUCAGGCUUACAUUUGAAUGUGACCUCUCAGUCAGUUGUGCCGGCUCAGGCCUUUCAUCCCAGCACUCAGAAGGCAGAAGCCGGUGAUCUCUGAGUUUGAGGCUAACCUGGUCUACAGAGCAAGUUCCAGGACAGCCAGAGAAACCCUGUCUAGAAAAAAGAAAGAGAGAUAGAUAGAUAGAUAGAUAGACAGACAGACAACAGACAGACAGACGACAGACAGAAUGUAAGCUCUCAGCUUCCUGCUCCAGCCACCAUGCCUGCUGCUUGUUGUCACGUCUCCCAACCAACGACGGUCUCUCGUUCAUCUAGAAGUGUAAGCCCAAAUAAAUCCUUCCUUCUGUAA